Messenger RNA from Cynara cardunculus var. scolymus (artichoke), 982 nucleotides. RefSeq lists its product as uncharacterized. The transcript is spliced from 4 exons. Gene Ontology annotation, cellular component: chloroplast. The record is from RefSeq and is a predicted model, not a curated record. The coding region runs from base 120 to 785 and encodes 221 amino acids. Gene Ontology annotation, biological process: defense response. Lineage: Eukaryota; Viridiplantae; Streptophyta; Magnoliopsida; Asterales; Asteraceae.
GUAAUUUACCCUUGUAAAAACAAAUCCGACGUCGUUUCACCGACGAAACCGUUUCGAAAUUAUAGACAUCCUCCUCCUCCCCUUCCUUAUCUCCCCCUCCUCCUUCUCCAUUGAAGAACAUGAAUACUUUAUUGCAGACGUCUGUCUACAAACCGCCGUUGUCCAAUUUCUUCUCCAUCAAUCCUACAAUCCCUAGAUUAAGUCCUCGAUUUCGCGGCAAAACCUGCUUCAAUAUCCAUGCAUCUUCAAACGAAUUAGGUACGAAAACGGUGGAGGAUGAAGGCAAAGAAGAGUACCAGGAAUCGAUUGGAGUGACGAACAAGAGUUCAGUCGGAGCAACAACGAGCAGUGGAGCAAUCGAGAAAGACCUAAAAAAGGUCGUUCAGAAAACCGCUGCAACGUUUGCACCGAGGGCGUCGACGGCUUCAAAGAACCCAGCGGUACCGGGAACAACGUUAUACACGGUUUUUGAGGUUCAAGCCUAUGCAUCAAUGUUGGUGGGUGGAGCUCUCUCUUUUAACCUCAUAUUCCCUUCAAAUGAACCUGAUAUAUGGAGAUUAAUGGGGAUGUGGUCAAUCUGGAUGUUCACUAUUCCUUCCCUUCGUGCACGAGACUGCUCAAAGAAUGAAAAGGAAGCUCUCAAUUAUCUGUUUCUCCUUGUUCCGUUGCUGAAUGUCACAAUCCCGUUUUUCUUGAAAUCUUUCGCGCUCGUCUGGUCUGCAGAUACUAUGGCUUUUUUCGCUAUGUAUGCAUGGAAGCUUGGAUGGCUACAGAAAACUGAUUAGGUCAUGCUGCGAAGAUCUUUAUGCAGAAAAACUAAUUGGGGUUUUGGAAUUUUUAUAGUUUAUCCAAGUACAAAAGGUCUGUUUACAAUAGGUAGGAAAAUGUAUAUCCUAUUUUUGUAUGUAUGUUCACAAUGUGUUUAAAAUUAGCGAUGAAAUUUAUACCUUUUGUGAUCCACAAUACAAAUGGACUCUUGGCA